Messenger RNA from Ictalurus punctatus (channel catfish), 6051 nucleotides. It is a transcript of the gene syt6a, whose product is annotated as synaptotagmin VIa. Gene Ontology annotation, cellular component: membrane. Gene Ontology annotation, biological process: cellular response to calcium ion; regulation of dopamine secretion; calcium-ion regulated exocytosis. NCBI's taxonomy places the organism in Eukaryota, Metazoa, Chordata, Actinopteri, Siluriformes, Ictaluridae. Gene Ontology annotation, molecular function: phosphatidylserine binding; clathrin binding; calcium-dependent phospholipid binding. The record is from RefSeq and is a predicted model, not a curated record. The transcript has 7 exons. The coding region runs from base 342 to 1961 and encodes 539 amino acids.
ACAGCUCCAAAUUUUAAUGUCAUGCAACAAUCCUUGCUUCUGGGACACCCGAGGGCACAAAUGAAUCAUUAAGCCCACGCAUUUGCGCACAUACACUUAUUGGAUUCACUCACUUACAGUACACACACACACACACACACACACUGCACACUCUUUAUACGCUUACAACCACUGACACACAUAUCUCUGUGCUGAUGUUCUUACGCACACACUCAGAGACAUACACUUGAGAGACAGCACAGCGUUCAUGUGGACACAAGGGUGCAGCUCGGCGAGCGUGUGUGUGCCGUUCCCUUCGGAGGAGCCCGUCACGCCGUCACACUGAGGAUGCGUCUAGGAGCAUGAGCGCCGUCGGGAAGGAGCAUGACAUGGUGUGUGAGAAGGCGGUGGCCCUCAUAACUGACCUCUGCAUGCAAGAGAGCCCCCUUUUAGAGCACAAGACCUGCGAGGAGUUUCUCUUCUUCAUUACCAACCAGGACUACAGCCUCAACCAACCCGACGUCACUGUUGGCAUCCCCGUUGGCAUCCUAGUGACGUGCAGUUUGGCAUUGCUGCUACUGGUGGCAUUAGCUUCCUGGAAACUGUGCUGGGUACCUUGGCGCAACAAGGCCGUGACGUCCUCCAGUUCCGUCGCCCUUACCACGGACAGCUACCCGUCCCUUCAGCCGCUGUCGCGUGUGCCCAGUCCCCAGCAGCCCUUGGUUGGCAUGGCCAUGGAGAAAGUUAAGGAGUCGCUGACACCCAUGGGCUUCCUGGAGGCAGCCAUGAAGAUCAGCCACACGUCACCGGACAUUCCAGCAGAGGUACAGCUCUCCAUGAAGGACCACUUUCUGCGGCGCACACAGCGCAUGCAGAGACAGACCACAGAACCAGCCUCAUCUACCAGGCACAGCUCCUUCAAACGUCACCUGCCCCGUCAGAUGCAGGUGGGAAGUCUGGAUCUGGGAGACGACUAUGUGGACAUGGACGAGCAGCCCACAAGCAUCGGCCGCAUCAAUCCAGAACUCUACAAGCAGAGUAUGCUCGAGAGCGAAGAGUCUGCCAAGAAAGGUGGUGCCAAGACCUGUGGUAAGAUCAAUUUCUCACUGCGCUAUGACUACGAAAACGAGACCCUGCUGGUCCACAUCCUCAAAGCCUUUGACCUGCCGGCUAAAGACCUCUGCGGCAGUUCAGACCCCUAUGUGAAGGUCUACCUGCUGCCUGACCGUAAGAAGUUCCAGACACGCGUCCACCGCAAGACACUCAACCCUACAUUCGAUGAAAUAUUCCAUUUCCCAGUGCCCUACGAUGAGCUGCAAGCCAGGAAGCUCCACCUCAGCGUGUUCGACUUUGACCGCUUCUCCCGGCACGACAUGAUCGGUGAAGUCGAAGUGGACAACCUGUUUGAGGUGUCCGAUCUCUCCCGGGAGACUUCCAUCUGGAAGGACAUCCAGUACUCCACCACUGAGAGCGUGGACCUUGGGGAGAUCAUGUUCUCGUUGUGCUACCUGCCUACAGCUGGAAGACUUACACUCACUGUUAUCAAGUGCAGGAACCUCAAGGCCAUGGACAUCACAGGAUAUUCAGAUCCCUACGUCAAAGUGUCUCUCAUUUGUGAUGGGAAGCGGUUGAAAAAGAAGAAGACCACAAUCAAAAAGAACACACUCAACCCCACCUACAAUGAAGCCAUCAUUUUCGACAUCCCCCCAGAGAACAUGGACCAAGUCAGCUUGCACAUCUCCGUCAUGGACUACGACCUGGUGGGUCAUAACGAGAUCAUUGGCGUGAACCGUGUCGGGUGCGGAGCCGAGGGCCUCGGCAGGGACCACUGGAAUGAGAUGCUUGCAUACCCACGCAAACCCAUUGCACACUGGCACCCCUUGCUGGAGUCCAAGAAAUCAGAAAAAGAGUGGAAAACCAGGACGGCUAGUUUUGACAGUCAGGGCUCAUGCCCUUCCCCCAAAGCACCCGCCAGCCCUUGAAUAGAACCACAUGUGACCCAGAAGGCCUGGCUCCCUUUCCUGCUGUCUGUCUGUGUGUCCAAGGAAAGAAAAAAACAAAAAGCAACAAAAAACAAAACCAGAACAUAAAAAUCCCUGCCAUCUCCAGGUCUCCUCGGUUUCUCCAGGGCUUCUAAGCUCCAAUUCUUGCAGAAUUUGUCUAAAAUCUCUGGAGUCCGAACCCUGUUUGACAGUCAGUUCUUGGAGGCCUUUGAGCACAAAUCGUUCAUGAAACGCGACACCUUUUUGGUACAGCAGAAGAAUUCUUUUCCUUCCUUCAAAAGGUGGACGAAAUCCGACCAUGGCAUUAGCGGAAGAAUCACUUCAAGAGGUUGACGCUUUCCUUGCAAGAUGAUCACAUUACUCAGCGCUCACUACGCAGAAAAAAAAAAAGGGAUGAGCUUAUCUCCGAGAGGCGACUGUCUGAGCAGUUAAAGGGAGGAUGAUUCAAACCAAAAUGAAAAAAGGACUCAAUCUAAGGCAGUGAGAACUGAUAACAGUAGAGGAGGAAAAUGAAUUGUCGGCUGUUAUAUAUGAAUAAACCUCUCCAGAUUCUUUUGGAAAGGAAAAUCAGACUUAACACUGAUGUUGCUGAGACUUUUACAAUAGCCACCCUGAGCUUUAUUGAUGUCGUGUUAAUUAUGUCAUUUACAAAAGAAGUGUCUGCCAAUUUCAGCAGAGCACAAUGAUCUCAAGUGCUUUCCUUACUGUCUAAAGACCUCCAGAUAGAGAUAUUUUAAGAUUGGCGUGGUGUGAUUGGUGGAUGAUAGAAUAGAAAACUAUACAUUUAUCUCUGUUAAAUGAACACACACAUUUAGUUAACUAAUGUUAGUCAGUACGUUAGUACUCAUGUUCUCAAUAGUCUCUCUGUAGUUUUUGAACUCCAUUUUGAACUUUCUGCUAAAGAUGUAGUUUUAUAGUUGAAGUUCAUGUUAAUCUGGUUUUUGCUGUCAGUUUAUCAACAGUUGUGUUCAAUGAUUCUGUCAUCAGUUUGUUUGAUAUACUGUACAGCACUGGAAACAGAUUUUAUACAGAAAUAUUAAGGGCAUACAAUGAAACUUAGACGGUUCACAAAGGAAACCUUUAGGAGCACAAAAUGAAGAACCAAAAUUCCUGUACAGUAAUGUAAUUAAAGUGUGGAGCAACAAAACUAUCUAAAUACAAAUCACUCCUCUGAGGAAGAUCGCUAGAUGACCAACUGUUCAAUCUCAGUGCAGUACUUAAUUAUGAAUCAAGUAUGAAUUAGGAUAUUUGACGCCUGAGUGUUAUGAAUUACACACAUAACAAAUUUUAGAGGCCAAUUCAGCUCCUCACAAAGCAUUGUGCACUCCAGCAGUUUACCAACAAGUGCUCUAAAUAUAAGGGAUUUAUUCAUUAUUGCUAUAAUAACUUGGCUGUUGACUGUAUUUGCCAUGCUUAACAAACACAUUUCUUUUUAUACUGCUGAGUCCCUUUUAUGAUUCCUUCCUUGGUAAAAAAAAUAUAAAUAAAUAAAAAAUGCAGAACACAGCAGUUUCGAAGCACUCAGCCAAUGGAGGCGCUCACAAUGAAAAAGAUGCAUGCAGGCAAAGGCAAAUUGAAAUACUUGUAACUUUUGCUAUGAAGGUGAGCUGCAUUUCUUCUCUAGCACACACUCUACCUACUGUAGCACACUACACUUAAUACAGCUGAUUAUUCAUGCUCCAGGUGUGAUUAAAACCAUGGAAUAGAUGUUUGAUGGCAUUUCAUGUUAAAUUGUGACAAAUGUCAUAUCUGAUAAGAGCACAGAGUGAUAAAAAAUAAAACCAGGACCUUAAAACCUACAAUACAGAACCAUCUAGCAGUCCCUCCAGGAUUUCGAGAUUUUGCAAUCGCAGAAAUGAACACAAAAUUAAGCAAGCAGGAGCUUGAAAUUUUUUAAAAAUUACGCAGAUUUUCCACAGAUUUGGGCCAAGAUGCGUCAUGUGACCUCAUCACAACACACAUGCAGCCAAAUCCCUCUUCUAUUCACGUGCGUGGAACAUGAGUACUGCUAAAAGGUCUCAUUUACCAACAAACAUCACUGCGAAAGACCGCGUAAAACAAUUUCUUGCAAUUGCAAUUUCGCCAAUUCAAGUAGUUUUCCCAAAAAAACCCACAAAAAACUCUGCAAGUUGCGUCGCAAAUUUUGAGGGGGAAAAAACGCAAAAUCAUAAAUUUUUGGCCACGAAAUCCUGUACAGACUGAUCUAAAGGGGGAACAAAAAUUCUAAUGGUUGAAUUCCUUACAAUUUGGCAUUUUGUACAUUGUCCCAUCAAGUCAUUUUUCAAACUUGUUCUACCUAAAAACCUAAACGAACUUAUAUUUGUCCUUGUGAUUUGAUGUUUUCAUAUUUUAAUGCCAUAACUGAUGUUCUUGUUUUGACUGUAAUAUAAUAUGAUAUGAUCCUAUUUGUGUGGCAGUCUGGGAAAAGCUGUCAGAUCUUGCUGCAGCCGAUUUCUGGUGAACCGCCAAAAACAGACCUGCCGACCUUCACACAUUUUGCCCUAGGACCUUUAAACAUUUUAACACCAGAGUAAACUGCUAUAAGUUAUCACGCAGAAAUACGCCAAAAGGGCAGUCUUCGUUUGACGAAUGACUGACAAUUGCAUAUGUCUCUUGAACCUUCCAAUAUUGACUGACCUUUUGGAAGCACCACCCGGCUUCCAUUCUUCUCAUAUUAGUAGGAGGUCUUAUCUAAAUGUCUGUUAUUUUUCUUGAUUCAAAGAUGCGCCCUCGCUUCCGAAUUUUUUGAGUUCAUUAAUGUGAAAUAAAUAAACAAACAAACAAUCAAAUAAAUAAAUGUCAGCUGUAUAUUUGACUUAACUUUGACUUUCAUUUUUUGGAUGAAAACAACAUUUUUCAGGAAAAGACUACAUAAAAAUAUAAUGAAGUGCCAAAUCUAGUACUAUAUAAAUAAUUUAAAUGUAACGAUAAUUAGAAAGUGAAUUAAAAACCCUCAUCAGCGGGUUCAACCCCAUGUGCCUAGUGGUUACCGUAAAACCCUGUAUAUACAUACGCACUAAAGUUUGUACCUUAGACAGUUGAUUUGUGAAAAACUAUUUUGAAGAUGUCAUGCGACAUCAUACCCUCCCAUCCCCGCCCCCAACUCCCGCAAACACCUUACUGCUCUUAAGGGUUGGCGGGUCUGUAUAAAAGAUGAAAUGUUUUUGCUUUUUGGUUGGGGCAAAAUCUGCAUAUAUUGAAUAUGCCACUUUUGCGAAGAGUAUAUAUAUUAGAAAAGGUCAGUUUCACCAUGCAAAGGGUUUUCCCAGGCCACCACAUGUUUAUGUUCUACACCGUUAUAUAGAGUAACAUUGAGUUCAGUGCUCUCUGUGUGGACACAAGUCACUCUAGAUGUUCUGAUUUGCUUUAAAAUCUAAAGCAACUUUGACAUUAGAGUGGCGAACACAUGGGAACAGCAUUAGAUUAGAUUAGACACUUCCUUUUUGGAUGUCAUCCUGCAGACAUCCCAGUGCUGUUGUGUGUUUUAAAUCAGGACUCACCCAAGUAGGAUUACAGUGGACUUAACAUCUGCUAAAGUGCUACAAGUGAUAAAUCUACAUGGACUGAACUCCCUAAAAAGUACUGAACAUUACUGUAGUUCCCAGAUCUUUCAUUGCAAUCCCUGAAAACUAGCUGUCACUGUUUGAGAGUAGAUACUAAAUAGAAGAAGAAAAACUCCUCCAUCAGCCAUCAUACAUUACAGCUGUUGAGGUUUACAUGUUUCUAUGUAAAGAAAUAGAUCUAAUAUUUUGGUGAAUAACUGCAGGUAACUGUUUGAUGACUUGACAACUUGAUGUACUGUUUUGAUUCCUACCUGUACCAACCAUGUUUAUGAUGUCCUCAGGCCCCGGCACUAUAGACACAGUCUGUUCCUGUUGUAGGUGGAAUCUGUGAAAUGGGUUCAAAUUACUUUAUGGUCUGUGCAGUUUAUGAACCUCUUUUUCUCUCCUUUGUGAGUUUAACAACUUUCCAAUUUUAUAUUGCUAAACUGUACUUGUAAGAAAACUGUUGAACAACUGUUCUUGUAUUUCCAACAAGCAGAAAUAAAGUUGUCGGAUGAGUCGUUUCA